Molecule: messenger RNA, 621 nt
Organism: Microtus oregoni (creeping vole)
Lineage: Eukaryota; Metazoa; Chordata; Mammalia; Rodentia; Cricetidae
Product: CMRF35-like molecule 7
Exons: 4
Coding region: 1-621 (206 amino acids)
Cellular component (GO): plasma membrane
Molecular function (GO): transmembrane signaling receptor activity
Source: RefSeq, a predicted model, not a curated record
AUGUGGCUGACCCCAGCUCUGCUCCUUCUCAGUUUCCCAGGCUGUUUCGCCAUCCAAGGCCCAGCAUGGGUGAGAGGCCCAGAGAAGGGGUCAGUGACCAUUCAAUGUCACUAUAGCUCCAGAUGGCAAGCCUACAACAAGUGGUGGUGUCGAGGAGCAAACUGGAAGACUUGCAGGGUCCUCAUUCGAACCACGGGAUCAGAGAAAGAAAGGAAGAGUGGCCGGUUGUCCAUCAGGGACAACUGGAGAGAGAACUUGCUCCUGGUUACCAUGGAGAUGCUCAGGCAAAAUGACACAGACACUUACUGGUGUGGUAUUGAAAAAUUUGGAACUGACCGUGGGACCAGAGUUAAAGUGACCGUUUACCCAGAGGGAAGAGAUACCAUGUCUUCCCAGCUAGAAUCCUCUAUGGAUAGCAACACACAUGUGAUUUCUUCUGACUUAUAUAAGAGGACACACUACAUAAUCCUGGCAUUUCUGAAGGUGCCUGCCUUGCUCAUCUUGGCUGGUGUUGUCCUCUGGCUGAAGAGGUCAACUCGGAAGGUCCCCGAGGAACAGUGGAGACACACUCUCAGCAGCAAUUCGGACUCUGAAAUUCUGGACAAAGACAUUGCCCCUUAG